UCAACUGCAACAGUCAUCGGUGUACUCGUGAUUUAGCAACAUCGAAACGAUUAGCGUGCUAUAUUGAUACGACAAUCUCACAAUCAUCAUGGAUACUUGGAUAUUGUUGUUUCUCUUAACUGGUGCCAUCGCUAUAUAUUAUUAUUUCUUCAAAAACUUAAAAUUUUUUGAGAAAUAUGGAAUUACACAUAUACCACCAUGGCCUAUUGUGGGUAAUAUGGGGCCAGUAUUUUUACGCCAGGUAUCGCUGGCUGAAAAUAUUCAAAAAGUCUACUAUCUAAAUAAAGAUGCUAAAUAUGUCGGUUUUUUUGAUGGUAUGAAUCCAAUCGUGAUGAUUCGUGAUCCUGAUCUCAUUAAAGCUAUCGGUGUUAAGAAUUUUGAGACGUUCCCUGAUCAUCGUGCUUUCGUCGAUGAAGUUAACGACCCUCUGUUUGGCAAGAAUUUGUUUUCGCUUCGUGGUGAAAAGUGGCGAGACGUGAGGACUUUAUUAAGUCCGGCUUUUACUUCUAGUAAAAUGAAAACCAUGUUUAAAUUGAUGUCCGAUUGUGCCGCCAAUUUUACUGACUAUCUUGCCAAUUUACCUGCGGACAAAAAUAUUAUGGAAAUGAAGAACUCCUUUACUAGAUAUACAAAUGAUGUAAUUGCAACUUGUGCAUUUGGUGUCAGCGUCGAUUCUAUGAGGAAUCCUAACAACGAAUUUUAUGUUUACGGAAAAGAAGCUACGUCUUUCAACACUCUGCGCACUAUAAAAUUUUACAUAAGCAGAAGUAUGCCAUUGCUUGCCAAAAUAUUGGGUAUUAAAUUUGUUAGCAAUAACGUAGGUGAAUUUUUCAAAGAUCUCGUAAGAAGCACCAUACAUACCAGAGACAUAAAAAAUAUCGUACGACCGGAUAUGUUGCAAUUGAUGAUGGAGACCAGAGGAAAAAGAGAACCUGGAAAGGAACUGACUAUCGAGGAUAUGACUGCGCAAGCAUUUAUUUUCUUUUUUGGCGGUUUCGAUACUGUCUCUUCCUUGAUGUGCUUUGCUGUUCACGAAAUUGCCGUGAAUCCAGAUGUACAGGCAAAACUGCGUGAUGAGAUAGAUGAGGCUUUCAAGACAAACAACGGAGAUCUAACCUAUGAAAUACUAAACGGAAUGCAGUAUUUGGAUGCAGUGAUCAAUGAGGCUCUUAGGAAAUGGCCUAUAGCUGCUUUUCUGGACAGGCUAAAUGUGGAAGAUUUUGAGCUACCUCCAGCAUUGCCAGGAGACAAACCUUUUCUUUUAAAGAAAGGAAUGAACGUUUGGUUCCCUGUUUACGGUUUACAUCGGGAUCCAAAAUAUUUCGAGAAACCAGACGAGUUUGAUCCCGAACGCUUUCUGGAUGAAAAUAAGAAGAGCAUAAAUUCAGCCGCAUAUAUUCCAUUUGGACUUGGACCAAGAAUGUGCAUAGGCAACAGAUUUGCGUUAUUAGAGACCAAAGUUAUGUUAUUCCAUUUAUUAUCUCGUUGCGAAUUAAAAAUGUGCGCAAAAACUUCGCAUCCGUUGCAAUUGAGCAAGAAAAAUUUCGCUAUGUUAGCAGAAGAUGGAUUCUGGUUAAAGAUCCAAGCGAGAGACAAUUCUAAUGUAUCCUCUAACGUUGUUAAUCAUAGUGCACCUAAUGGUCAUAUUUAAAUUCAAAAGAAUUGUGAAAAAAUUUUGUAUUUAUAGAUAUAAAUCCAAUAAUAUCACCAUUUAACCGAGAGAAAUAACACUUAAACUGAUUUGGUUACACGC
Molecule: messenger RNA, 1753 nt
Organism: Atta colombica
Lineage: Eukaryota; Metazoa; Arthropoda; Insecta; Hymenoptera; Formicidae
Product: cytochrome P450 9e2-like
Exons: 1
Coding region: 89-1651 (520 amino acids)
Molecular function (GO): heme binding; monooxygenase activity; iron ion binding
Source: RefSeq, a predicted model, not a curated record